AUGGAGGAGGUGAUGGAGGAGGUGAUGGAGGAGGUGAUGGAGGAGGUGAUGGAGGAGGUGAUGGAGGAGGUGAUGGAGGAGGUGGUGGAGGAGGUGAUGGAGGAGGUGGUGGAGGAGGUGGUGGAGGAGGUGGUGGAGGAGGUGAUGGAGGAGGUGGUGGAGGAGGUGGUGGAGGAGGAGGUGAUGGAGGAGGUGGUGGAGGAGGUGGUGGAGGAGGUGAUGGAGGAGGUGAUGGAGGAGGUGGUGGAGGAGGUGGUGGAGGAGGUGCUGGAGGAGGUGGUAGAGGAGGUGGUGGAGGAGGUGAUGGAGGAGGUGAUGGAGGAGGUGGUGGAGGAGGUGAUGGAGGAGGUGAUGGAGGAGGUGAUGGAGGAGGUGAUGGAGGAGGUGAUGGAGGAGGUGGUGGAGGAGGUGAUGGAGGAGGUGAUGGAGGAGGUGGUGGAGGAGGUGAUGGAGGAGGUGAUGGAGGAGGUGGUAGAGGAGGUGGUGGAGGAGGUGAUGGAGGAGGUGAUGGAGGAGGUGGUAGAGGAGGUGGUGGAGGAGGUGAUGGAGGAGGUGAUGGAGGAGGUGGUGGAGGAGGUGAUGGAGGAGGUGAUGGAGGAGGUGAUGGAGGAGGUGAUGGAGGAGGUGAUGGAGGUGGUGGAGGAGGUGGUGGAGGAGGUGAUGGAGGAGGUGAUGGAGGAGGUGAUGGAGGAGGUGGUGGAGGAGCAGAACCCCAAAUCUUUGCUCCCUCCACCCUCGGCUGAGACCAUCGGCCAAUCCCAGACCCUCCUCUCUCAGUCUCUCCUCUUCACCUACAAUAUCCCAGCCUCCUCUCCUCCUCCUCCACAAGCCACUGCUGCUGCGCACGCCAAUGGGAGGCGCGCUCAGGGCAGAGGGGGCUUCUCCCAUCAUCCCCCGCUGGAGGCACGGAGGCAGGAGAAGUGUCAUGGAGCGCAGACUGGGGGAGGUUUUGCUCAGCAUUGUCUCCUCCCUCUCCCCACCCUCUCCUCCACCCUCCCCCACUCUCCCCCCUCAGCUGUAGACGAGGCGGCCGGAGGAACGAGAGCGGGACAGUCACACACUGUGGGCCGAGAGCCGCCACCGUCCGUCACUGGAGGAAUAGAUUUGAAAGAGUGUAAAACCAGCUGCUCGGCCGGCUCCUUCUGUGAUGGGUUCGGUUCCCUCUGGACGUCUGAUGGAUGUGAGCGCUGGACAGCCAUUACAAAUGAGUUCCACGGCCUCUGCUCCGACCCGGGACGCUGCGGUCUCCUGUCUUCGCUUUUAUCGUUACCAUCGGAGUACGUGUUUAGUGUGCAAAGAAAAAUGUUAAUCCCAGUUAAAUUUGGUGAAGUCCAAAAGUACAUCGCACUGGUUCCAAGUGAUGAUGGCUGUAGCGACUUUGACACGUUCCAUCAGAAAGUCACAGAGAAGCUCGGCCUUCCACUUGGAACACAGCUGCACUUGACGGAUGAAACGGGCACAGAAGUGGAGGCAGAUGUGUUUGGGGAGCUUUUGGAGAGAAGUAACAUCACAAUCAACAUGGUGCUGAAUGCAAUACAGUCAAAAGCAGAAGGACAAGGUCUCAUGGAGGAGUAUUACCAAUCAAAGAAAAUAUCAGAGAAAAAAAGCAUCGUCAUUGUGAAUCAGGUUGUGGCAAAAAUGAUGGAGGAUUAUGGGGGCUGUCCACCAGUCCCUGUUCGGAUCAUGUAUGCUCUCGGAAUAGUGACACUGUUCCCGUGCCUGAGGGAUCCGUUUUCAGAGACAGGAUAUGAGCAUUUUUAUGAUCCAGUAGGCACCACAGGAUUCCUUGAUACACCGGGUCUGAUAGAACAAGACUUCGCAAUGAUGUUUGGGGAGGAGGUUUCUAACCGAUUCCUGUCCAAGUGGCCCACUUUCUUUAAAAAUCGGGUCCUGGAGGAGUGUGAGGGCUUGUAUUGCAGUGAUCGUGUGGAUGCACUUUUAACUGAAGAUGUACACCUGCUCCCAAAGGCAUCAAGAAAAGUGCUAAAAUUAGCGCUGCACAAGCAAUCAAAAAGCUUGUGCAAUACUUACAGAUUGGUGUCAGCAUCGAAGUCUUCCUUGCUGGACUUGAGCCUGGACAGCCUCUUCUACUCUGCGUGGGUCAAUCAAAAAAGUUCUACAUAA
Knipowitschia caucasica is the source of this 2124-nucleotide messenger RNA. Lineage: Eukaryota; Metazoa; Chordata; Actinopteri; Gobiiformes; Gobiidae. The record is from the annotation of a GenBank genome assembly.